This is a messenger RNA of Prorocentrum cordatum, 1899 nucleotides long. Lineage: Eukaryota; Dinophyceae; Prorocentrales; Prorocentraceae. The record is from the annotation of a GenBank genome assembly.
AUGGAGCUUCCGGGCGCGGUCAGCGGUGACGAGCUGCUGGAGGCGGGCGCCGCGCUGGACCCCCGCGGGGCAUCGCGGCCGCCGGCGGGCGGGCGCCGGGCGGCCUCCCUGGCGCUGGGGGCGCUGGCGGCGGUGGCGCUGACUGCGGCGGCCGCGGCGCGGUGGGCGCGGCCCGCGGCCAGAGGAGGGGGCCUCGCCGCCGGGGGAGUCGUCACCCUGCAGGACCGGGAGAGGAGGGUGAGGGCGCGGGCGGGGACGACGGCGCGCCCGCCGCUUGCGCCCCGCUGGACGGCGAGUGCACGCAGUCCAAGUGCUGCGCCGACGGGGGAGGCAGCGGCUACCAGUGCUACGCAAAGAACGAACGACGACUGGGCGGUGUGCCUGGAGAGCUGCCAGGAGGGCGCGCACGAGGACGAGACGGAUGGCGAGUACGACCAGUACGGCCAGUUCCAGAAGUUCGAGUGGAGCUGCAAGAAGCUCGGAGACCGCUCCCUGCCAGCGUGCGGCAGCUUCGAGUCCAAGAAGAAGUGCGACCCGGCACGAUGCACGUGGACCGGGGAAGCUUGCAGGGAGACGUGUUCCCUGUUCGCUUCUGCGGAGGAGUGCAGUACGGACAGCUGCACCUGGGACGAAGCGUGUAUUGACGCCUGCAGCACCUUCGGCAACGCCUCGGCCUGCCCGAGCGAGCGCUGUGAGUGGUUGGGGGACUCGUGCGUCAAGGCGUGCUGGAAGAUGUCCCCCGACAGCUGCGACGAUUCCCGCUGUAUCCUCGGUGACGAAGGCUGCCAGGUCGACCCCUGCUCUGCGCCUGGGGAGGACUGCUCGAAGACGAAGUGCUGCAGCGCAGAUCGCGGCGGGCAGGGCAUGACCUGCUUCAAGAAGGAUAGCACCUGGGCGAGCUGCAGCGAAGAGUGUGUCAAGGAAGGGGGCCCAGACGGCAGCAAGUGGAGCUGCGCACAGUUGGGCAACCGGACGCCGAUGUCGGUCUCGUGCGCUUGGGGGGGGGAUGACUGCAGCAAGACGAAGUGCUGCGCCAACGACGGGUUCACCUGCAUCAAAAAGGACGAGCUCUUCAGCGGCUGCCAGCAGACGACUGCAAAGACCACUUGGGUCACCAAACAGGUCGAGGUCCCCGCCGACUGGGACGGCACCGUGCUCGGCUACGGCCACGGCGAGAGCCAGUGCAGACAGGCCGGCGAGGGAGAGGCGGUGGCGGGCACGUCGCUGUACUGCUUCGUGGCGAUCAUCCCCGACUCGUCCGAGGCGGAGCUCAUGCAGGUAGCCGAGCAGCGCAAUGCGGGCAUGUACGCCUGUGAUGCGCAUGACCUGUUUCACUCCUGGGAGUCCGGCAGCGCCGGCUGGGACACCGGCGAGUCCACUCUGGUGAACACCGACGUGUUCAUAAAGAUCUUCAGCCAGGUGAAGGAGAAAGGCACCUUCCUGAAGCACGACUGGACAAUCAAGGCGGACGCGGACUGCGUCUUCGUACCCGAGCGGGUCCGCGGGCAGAUCAGCUCGUUCAACCCACCAGCCAGCACCUCCAUAUACCUCAAGAACAACGGUCAGGACCCAGACCUGGGAAACCACGGUUUCUUGGGCGCGAUCGAGAUCUUCUCGAGGAAGGCCAUGCAGAUGUAUUUCGACAACGCCGAAGGCUGCGAGAAGUUCUUCGGGCUUGGCUGCGGCGAGGACGGCUUCUUCAAGGGCUGCAUGGACGCGCUGGAGGUGUGCUUCGUACCCGCAUACGACAUGCAUGACGCUUCGCGCGAGCACUGCUGGACACCUGCUUGCUCCCCCGAGGAGAACAGGGCGGCCUUCCACCCCCUGAAGACCAAGGAGAAGUGGAACGAGUGCCUGGACCUCCUCGAGGGCAAGGCCGCCUGGCAGCAGCAGCAGUAG